GGAGGGGAAUGUGAACCCGUGUACCUUUGGCCUGUUAACACAAACCUGCCUUCCGCCCCGGGUUACGGAAACAGAAUCCCAGUCAAUCGUCUCGCUCGAUAUACAGCUCCUGCAUCAGUUCUUCAUUUCUCUAUCAUUUUUUGUUGUCUGUCGAUCUCGCCCCCCUCUCUCUCCGCCUCUCCCUAGCUCCUCUCCAUCUCUCCCUCUCUCCCAAGCUCUCUCCACUCUCCGUCUCUGUUAUUGCUCGAUAGUCAAAACUUUUUCCAAGUAUGAAUACUGGAAGAGGGCAGAACAAGAUGAAUUGGAGUGAUGAGGAGGAUCGUGCUCUCAUUGAAACCCUUCAAGAAGUGGCUGUUGAUAUAAAUUGGAAGAGUGAGAAGGGAUGGAGGGAUAGUUACUUGGUCCGGGUUGAAGAGUUGAUGGCAAUGAAAGUGCCUAUGGCAGGUUUAAAAGCUAAUCCGCACAUUGAGUCAAGGUGGAAGUAUCUGAAGCGAAAGUAUCACGCGAUAGCCGAUAUGCGAGCUAGUUCUGGAUUUGGUUGGGACGAGAAUUCAAAAAAAAUUCAAUGUGAUAAAAGCGUGUAUGACGAAUGGUGUAAGAGCCACAAGGAUGCUAGAGAUAUGUGGGGUGUUUCGUUUCCGCAUUUUCAUGCACUUGCAGAGUUGAUGGGGAAUGAUCGAGCAACGGGUAGUAAUGCUGAAAAUUUUGCAGAAGCAAUAGAGAAUAUGGGGAAUGAAACAAAUGACUCGAUGUUUAGUACUUCUACAGAAGAAGCUGAUCAAGAUUCUGUUUCCAAACCUGGUAAAAGGAAGCGAUCAAAGGACAACCCUGAAAAAAAUUUAAUUUCCAUGUUUGAUGAUGUAUCUAGCAAACUAGGCUCAUUUAUGGAGAAUAUCGAUAAGCAUCUUGGCAAGUUAGUUGCGAGCGAGAGUGAUGACAUGGCUGCUAAAGUGAUGGAGGCUUUGAGACAGAUGGAAGGAUUGUCCGGUGGUCAAGUGCUACAAGCUGCUGAAAUACUUAUGGCUGAGCCGCCUAAAUUAAAGGUUUUUUACCAUGCCGAUGCAGAGUUGAGAAAAGAAUAUAUUUAUCGUAUUUUAUUAGCUAAAAAUAAGUGAUCAAUGUUUCUUGAAUUUACUUAUUGUUAAUUCUGCA
Messenger RNA from Daucus carota subsp. sativus, 1152 nucleotides. RefSeq lists its product as uncharacterized. The transcript is spliced from 3 exons. NCBI's taxonomy places the organism in Eukaryota, Viridiplantae, Streptophyta, Magnoliopsida, Apiales, Apiaceae. The coding region runs from base 270 to 1115 and encodes 281 amino acids. The record is from RefSeq and is a predicted model, not a curated record.